Molecule: messenger RNA, 1619 nt
Organism: Lonchura striata (white-rumped munia)
Lineage: Eukaryota; Metazoa; Chordata; Aves; Passeriformes; Estrildidae
Source: RefSeq, a predicted model, not a curated record
AGACUAAAAUAACUUCUUUACAAAUAUCUUUUAGGGCAUAUUAGAAGACAAGGAGGAGAAUGGAUUCGAACUCUUCAUUGAUUUGGCCUCACUUGGAUUUGCUGAAUUACAACGGGACAUACAAGUACUUUUCCUUGGAAGGAAAUGUCUCCUAUGUGGACUUCUACCUCCACCAGCCUUGGGUGGCUGCUGUCUUCAUCACCUCCUACCUCCUCAUCUUCCUCCUCUGCAUGGUGGGCAACGGGGGGGUUUGUUUCAUCGUCCUGUGGAGCAAGCGCAUGCGCACGGUCACCAACCUGUUCAUCCUGAACCUGGCCGUCAGUGACUUGCUGGUGGGGCUCUUCUGCAUGCCCACCACCCUCCUGGACAACAUCAUUGCAGGAUGGCCCUUUGGGAGCCUGGUGUGCAAGAUGAGCGGGAUGGUCCAAGGCAUCUCUGUUUCUGCCUCUGUCUUCACUCUGGUUGCUAUUGCUGUGGACAGGUUCCGGUGCAUUGUGCAUCCCUUCAAGCAGAAGCUGACCAUUCCCGCUGCCGUGGCCACCAUCACCGUCAUCUGGGUGCUGGCCGUGGCCAUCAUGUGUCCCUCGGCAGUGCUGCUGCAGGUGCAGGAGGAGAAGCGUUUCCAGGUGCUCCUGGGCCCUGGCAACGCCACCCGCCCGGUGUUCUGGUGCCGGGAGGAGUGGCCGGACCCGGCCAUGAGGAAGAUCUACACGACGAUUCUCUUUGCCAACAUCUACCUGGCUCCCCUGGCGCUCAUCGUGCUCAUGUACGCCAGGAUCAGCGUCUCCAUCUCCCACGCCGCCAUGCCUGGGGCAGGGAAGCGCAACCAGGAGCAGCGGCACAGCGUGUGGAAGAGGAAACGGAAAGCCAUCCAAAUGCUCGUCCUCGUCACUUUGCUUUUCGCCCUCUCCUGGCUUCCCCUGUGGACCCUGAUGCUGCUGUCGGACUACGCCAGCCUGUCCGACCUCCAGCUGCAGCUGAUCAACAUCUACCUCUAUCCCUUGGCUCACUGGCUGGCCUUCUUCAACAGCAGCAUCAACCCCAUCAUCUACGGCUUCUGCAACGAGAACUUCCGCCGGGGUUUCCAGGCCGUCCUCAAGCUCCAGCUCUGCUCCAGGGUGGCCUGUUCCCAGCCAGAGCCCGGCACUGCCAUCCUGCCAGCUGCCCGCUGCCAGCCGCCCCAGCACCCGGCUCCCCAGGCAGCUAAGGAGGGGAAUUGGGUGAAUAAGCAGCAGGAUUUGCUCCUGGAGGAGCUCAAGGAGCCCUGUGACAACGGGAUGGAGUGAAACACGCUGUGACUCUGUAAAUCUCUCGGAGCAGCUGAAGCAAGGCUGCUCGAACCCUAUUUAUGGUCACAUUUCAGCCUGUGAGGAACCCCUUAUCCGUAACUCUCAUGGACUGAAAUACUGCAGACACAGUCUGGAAGCCAGCAGUCCCUGGAUUUUCUUGUGAUCAUGCUUCUUCCCGGACCUUGUGAGCACCAGCUGGGUCCUGCUCAAAUGACAAAAUUUAGCAUUUUCCAUCACAUUCCAUUUAUUCCCCUUUGUUGCUGUUAUUUCUGUCACAUCCAUUAUUAUUGCAGCUGGAGAAUGGAAGCGGAAAUUUGAGGAAUAAAAGAU